Molecule: messenger RNA, 1977 nt
Organism: Colius striatus (speckled mousebird)
Lineage: Eukaryota; Metazoa; Chordata; Aves; Coliiformes; Coliidae
Gene: PLA1A
Product: phospholipase A1 member A
Exons: 12
Coding region: 230-1600 (456 amino acids)
Biological process (GO): lipid metabolic process
Molecular function (GO): carboxylic ester hydrolase activity; lipase activity
Source: RefSeq, a predicted model, not a curated record
UGGGAGGUGCUUCUGGGGUGCUGAGUAACGGGUGCUGGAAACUCCGGGCCUCCGUUAAGAGAGGGGAAUUUCAGACCUUGCGGGUCGCCUCCGGCGUGUCUCGGUGGGUUGCGGCUGCCGGAGGGGAGCCAGGAGCCCAGGCAGCUCAGUCAUUAACAAAGCCAAGCUGAACGAGCAACCCACCACGGCUGGCUGUUUGUCCUUGUACUUCUAGUGAACUAACAAGAAGAUGGUUCAGGAUCUGAAGAGAAAGACAUUCAUUCUUCUUACUGUCCUCUGGCUGCUCAGCUCAGCACAAGCAGAGAAUACAGACAGACUCUCGGGACAUCACUGCACUGACUUCCAGACAGCAAAUCUCCUACGGGGCAGAAAACUUAGAGUCCAGUUUCUCCUGUUCACCUCCUCAAGCCCCAGCUGUGGGGAGUUGAUUUUAGCUGAUGAUGGCAUCAAGAAUGGCAGCUUCAACAGCAGCCUGGAAACCAAGAUCAUAAUACAUGGUUUCAGGGCUUUGGGUACCAAACCUUCCUGGAUUGAAGGGCUUGUCCAUGCCAUACUGCACACAAGCCAGGUGAACGUGAUCGCUGUAGACUGGGUUUAUGGAUCUACAGGAGCCUAUCCCUCUGCAGUGGAAAAUGUCACACAGCUGGCCCUCACCAUCUCACAAUUCAUCAGCAAGCUCCUGGCCCUGGGAGUCUCGGGGAGAUCCAUCCACAUCAUUGGGGUGAGCCUCGGUGCACAUGUCGGUGGCCUGGUGGGGCACUUUCAUGGCGGCCAGCUGGGAAGGAUAACAGGUCUGGAUCCCGCAGGCCCUAAGUACACCAGAGCCAGCCCUGAGGAACGCCUGGAUCCUGGGGAUGCACUCUUUGUGGAAGCCAUUCAUACUGAUGCUGACAACUUUGGGAUCCGAAUUCCUGUAGGCCACAUCGAUUAUUUUGUCAAUGGUGGCAAAGACCAGCCAGGAUGCCCCCGAUUCUUCUCUGCAGGCUAUAAGUAUCUGAUCUGUGAUCACAUGAGGGCAGUACAUCUCUACGUCAGUGCCUUGAAGCACUCCUGUCCCAUGGUGGCCUUCCCCUGUGCAAGUUAUCAAGACUUUUUAAAUGGCCAUUGCCUGGACUGUGUUGACCCCUUCCUUCUCUCCUGUCCCAGAAUAGGCCUGCUGGAGCAGGCAGGUAUGAACAUGAGAAAACUGCCCAAGGAAGAGAAAGUUUACUUAAUGACCAGUCCCUCAGCCCCUUUCUGUGUCCAUCACAGCCUGGUUGAGUUCCACUUGCAGGAGAAAAGAAAUGUAAUCACCAGCAUUGAGAUCACUUUCUGCAGCAACAGCACCAAGGACACAGCGAAGAUCACCAUACCUAAGCACCAGGAGAUGGGCAAACGGCUGCUAGCCCAUAGAGUUCCCCUCUGCCAGGUGAAGAGUGUGACACUGAAGUAUCUCCCCAAGAACCAGUUUUGGAGGAAGGAUGAGCCAUCCAUUGUUGGCAAGUUCUGUGCAGCCUCACUGCCUCUCGACAGCAACAGGACAACGUCAUGCCUGCCCUGGAACCUCACCCUCCCCAGAAACGCAGACAUCUCCUACGAGCUGCCCGCUGCUUGUGCCUAGGGCUGCCUUCAGAGAGUGCAGGUACACCCAAACCCAAAAAGCAGCCCUAAAACAGCUGCUGCUCUCUGCUCACGGGUGAUACCUUCACCAUCAAACUGGAUGAGUUUUUUCCUUCCUGCAUUAGGGACAAGGUGUCAAGGAAAAGAAGUGUGCGGCAGAUUGGUGAGUAUGAGGCUGGUUACAUCAAGACCUCACAGUUAAAAGACUGGAUUAGGUUUUAUCUUACAUAUUCUGUUGCUGGCUCUGGAAGUGUGAGUCAUCUAAUCUCAAGGCUUGGAUCUGUGUGAAAGAAGACGAUAAUAUCACUCUUUCUGACACCAGGAGUGUUGGGAUGGUUCAUGAUUUAUAUUAAAGUGCCCUGAUAACUUCACGUUAAA